AUGAUGCAUACCAUUGGACAGACCCACGAGCAGCAGAGAACAGACCGAGACAGAUACAUUGAGGUGUAUCGAAACAGAAUAGAAUGGAAUACCUACAACAUAAAUUUUGCACAGAGAACUUCAUACGAUCGGACGCCAUACGAUGCUGAGCCAAUCCUGCAAUACAUUCUUGAUGCAGGGGCUAUCAACAAUGGUGAACGAACAAUGAGACUCAAAGACCAAAGGCUGGAAGCACUUGUAGGGUCUUCUAAGACAUUUACACAUAGUGACGUCAAAGAAAUUAAUCUUGCAUAUAAAUGUGCAGAACACUGCCAGAAUCCACCAAGUUGUAGAAAUGGAGGGUUUGCUGGUUCACAGUGUCAGUGUGUUUGUCCGAAUGGUUUGACGGGAGCCACUUGCGAUCAAGUUACAUCUGAUUCUGGCUGUGGAGGAGUAUACAAUUUACAAGCUGGACAGCAAGAAAUAAUAGAAUCUCCAAACUAUCCAAACACAUACCAUACAGACACCGUAUGCCUGUGGCUUAUAAGGGGUCCGUCUAAUUCCAACAUAAGGGUGACGCUCCAAGAAUUAGACCUGGCGAGAAAUACACAACAGUCUAAAUGUCUUCACUGGUUAGAAGUUCGGUAUAAUAUGCCCGGACAAACUGGCAUCAGGCUUUGCAACACGCAACAACAACAACAGCAGAUUAUAACAACCAAUGACGGUGAAAGAAAUAUAUUGAUUCUGAAAUUUGACAGCAGACUUUCCAGAAACGUUCAACCAGGUCAAAAUCAAAGGUUCAAGCCUCUUGUUGAAACCGUAGGAGGCUCAACAGGUAAUCCAUGUGAUCCGAAUCCUUGUCUCAAUUCUGGAGUGUGUUCAGUUAUUAGCACAACCUUUCAGUGCCAAUGUGCUCAAGGUUGGAGUGGGACUGUUUGUAAUAUUGCGUCUGAGUCCUGUCAAACAAAUCCUUGUUUAAAUGGAGGAGUAUGUAGCAUGGUAGGGAACAGUUUCUCAUGCAGAUGUCAGCAAGGAUGGACGGGUCCAAAUUGUGAAAAUCUGCAACCUUUUCAAUUGCCGGACUACUUUUUCUGGAACAGAUGGCAGCAGUUCCAACAACCAGGCCAGUGGAAAUCAGGACUAAUAGACUCUUGGGACCGAAAAAAUCAGGAUUCACCUAUUGCUGAUCUGUUACAAACUAUGAUUGUAUUUGACUCGCAUGGGCGACCUCACAAGACCAAAGUGGUGAUUCAUGAACUAAUGCAUGCAAUUGGGCAAAUGCACGAACAACAACGUUCGGACAGAGACGAAUACAUCGAGAUAUUGUAUGAAAAUGUCCCUUCUGAUCAAAGACGUAACUUUGACAAGGAAAACACGCAUGACAGAACACCUUAUGACGUGGAAUCUAUAUUACAAUAUCCUCUGACGUCGUUUUCCUUGAAUAAUGGACAGCCGACGAUGAAACUGAAGGAUCCCAGACUAGAAGCUCUAGUAGACACUGCUCAAACGUUCACACUCAAUGAUCUAAAGGAGAUUACCAUUGCGUAUCAAUGCACUGGGUGUGGUGGCGUGAUCCAGCUGUCAUCUGGAGAGAAUCGAACCAUUCAAUCUCCAAACUACCCGAGCACAGUCCCAGUAGAUCGUGAAUGUGUAUGGCUCAUCAAGGGCCCCACAAAUUCCAAUAUAAGAUUAACUAUACAGGAACUGGACCUGGCGAGGAACUCAAAUGACCUGAGUUGUUACCACUGGUUGGAAAUCCGAUACAAUUUUCCUGGACAAACAGGAAUCAGGCAAUGCAACACUAAGAGUGCAAACCAGCAAAUCACAACCACGAACGACGGGGAGAGAAACAUUAUGAUCCUGAAGUUUGACAGCAAGUUUUCCAAGGACGUUCAACCAUCUCAGAAUCAGAGAUUUAGUUUGCAGGUUACAGCUGUAGGAGGAACAUUAGUAUCCAAUCCAUGUAACCCAAACCCAUGUCAAAAUUCCGGAACUUGUAGCGUAUCCGGUUCGACCUAUGAGUGCACCUGUACUUCCGGAUGGACAGGAACUAAUUGUGAUGUUGAAAUGCAAUCAUGCCAGCCAAACCCUUGUCAAAAUGGCGGAACAUGUUCGAUAGUUGGAAACAGUAUUACAUGCAACUGUCCUCAACCAUUCGAUGGUCCAAAUUGUGAAGGUAGUUUAAUAUCGAAUCCAUGUAACCCAAAUCCGUGUCAAAAUUUUGGAACCUGUAGAGCAUUCGGAUCUACCUAUCAGUGCACCUGUCGUUCCGGCUGGUCUGGAACGAAUUGUAAUGUUGUAGCUCAGUCUUGUCAGCCAAACACCUGCAGGAAUGGUGGAACAUGUUCAGUUGUAGGAAACAAUAUAAGAUGCAGCUGCCCGCCUAGAUUCACUGGUCCAAACUGUGAAACUUUUGCCUCGGCGUCAACAUCAUUCAAUUUGCCCUCUGGAUUUUACUGGUUUCCAUGGGAAAUGUUUAAGCAAGUGGACCUAUGGAAACCAAACCUCAUCAACUCGUGGGAUAGAGUAACACAAGAUACGCCGAUCGCAAACCUUCUACAGACAAUGAUCUUUUAUGAUGACCAAGGAAGACCCCAUAAGACUAAAACCGUUGUUCAUGAAUUGAUGCACGCCAUAGGACAAAUGCACGAACAAUCGAGACAGGAUCGCGACAAAUAUAUUGAGGUUUUCUUUUCAAACAUUCAACCAGGCGCAGAGAAUAACUUCGAAAAUGACAGACCUACUCACGACAGGACACCAUACGAUGUUGAAUCUAUCAUGCAAUAUGCCCUCAAUGCUGCUUCUGCCAGGGGUUUACCAACUAUGAAGUUAAAAGACAGCAGAUUAGAGUCACUUGUGGAUAGUGCUCAGUCUCUAACUCACAAUGACGUCAAAGAAAUCACAAUAGCAUAUAAUUGUGCAGACUGCGGUGGAAUCAUAGAUCUUGCUGCUGGACAAGAACACAAUAUUAAGUCACCAAGCUACCCCAGUACCUACAGUGUGGACAAAGAGUGUGUUUGGAUGAUCAGGGGACUAACUAAUUCGAAUAUAAAACUAACGAUUCAAGAACUUAAUUUGGCAAGAAAUUCACAAACGUCGGCAUGUUAUCACUGGCUCGAGAUCCGAUUUAACCUUCUUGGACAGACCGGAAUCAAGCAGUGCAAUACUCCAGCAAAUCAAGUCUUAGAGUAUACGACAACUGACGACGGAAACAAAAAUAUAAUGAUCCUUAAGUUUGACAGCAGGCUUUCCAGAGAUCAACAGCCUUCUCAGAAUCAAAGGUUCGAGUUGAAGGUCCAAGCCAUUUCUGGAUCUUCAAAUCCUAACACGAGUCCCUGUAGUCCCAAUCCAUGUCAGAAUUCAGGAACAUGUAGCGUAUCUGGUUCGUCUUAUACAUGCACGUGUCCUUCCGGUUGGAGCGGUACCAACUGUGAGCUAGCUUCACAAUCCUGUCAGCCUAAUCCUUGUCAAAAUGGUGGGACGUGCCAAUUGUCAGGAGGCAGUAUCAUAUGUAGUUGUACUUCUCAAUAUACUGGACCGAAUUGUGAACAAACCUCACAACAAUGUGAUCCGAGCCUUUGUCAAAAUGGAGGCACCUGUCAAUUGUAUGGAGGAUCCACCUAUUGCAGCUGUCCCUAUCCAUAUUAUGGUCCGAGCUGCCAGUAUUCUUUCCUUGGAAGAGAAUGAAGUACUUUGGACAAACCGCUAUUUAUCUUAUUCCACUGCUAAUUUGUGAUUGCACAAAUAAAUA
Messenger RNA from Saccostrea echinata, 3730 nucleotides. RefSeq lists its product as uncharacterized. Gene Ontology annotation, biological process: proteolysis. Bases 1 to 3666 code for a protein of 1221 amino acids. The transcript has 27 exons. Gene Ontology annotation, molecular function: zinc ion binding; metalloendopeptidase activity; calcium ion binding. NCBI's taxonomy places the organism in Eukaryota, Metazoa, Mollusca, Bivalvia, Ostreida, Ostreidae. The record is from RefSeq and is a predicted model, not a curated record.